Fraxinus pennsylvanica is the source of this 570-nucleotide messenger RNA. The record is from the annotation of a GenBank genome assembly. NCBI's taxonomy places the organism in Eukaryota, Viridiplantae, Streptophyta, Magnoliopsida, Lamiales, Oleaceae.
AUGGCUUCCAUGGCUGCUAGACAAAUUUUCAACUUGAAGCCUGUGAAUUUUUCACCACUUGGCUUUUUUCCAAAGUCACCUGUAAUAUUCGUUUCCUCCAACAAGACUGUUCAGUUCCUAAGUUUUGGUGGUGACUUUUCUAGCAAAGAUAAUCUUACCGCAGUCCCCAAGGCAUCAUCAGAUGGCAUUUUGCCUAUUGAUGAUGAAGAUGGAGUGUCCUUGGGAACCAUGAAACUGCCCUCCAACACUGACCUUUCAAGAUUUGAAUCCUUACUCUUUCAGUGGGCGAACAGUCUUUGCCAAGGUGCCAAUUUGCCUAUGCCGGUGCCUCUGAAGGUCGACAAAAUUCCAGGUGGAGCUAGACUUGGGUUUAUUACAAUUGGAGAUGGAGAGACUGAGGUUCUCGUGUACAUAGACUGCUUAGUUUUUCCAGCUACUGAGAGUUCUGGUCCAGUAUUUCGGGCCAUAAGGAAUGGACCCCAGAAAAAUCAGUCUCCUCCUGGAGAGCCAAGAAUCAUGAGAAGCCUUCUAGAUGCCCUAAAGAAGUCUGUCGAGAUAGCAAGGCUUUAA